Messenger RNA from Adineta ricciae, 1968 nucleotides. Lineage: Eukaryota; Metazoa; Rotifera; Eurotatoria; Adinetida; Adinetidae. The record is from the annotation of a GenBank genome assembly.
AUGAUGAAUGCACGUUUCAGUAAUGAAUUACAGCAAUUACAAAUGGAGUUGCGCGCUCAGAACUUUGACCUGAUUCGAUUUUCGACGUACCGAAUAGCAUGUAAAUUACGUUUUAUUCAAAAAAGAUUAAACUUUCAUCUGCUCGAUCUUAUCAAUGUUGUCGAAGCGCUUCGAGAAGCUUAUAAAAAUUUAUCGCUCGAUCUCAUUUCGGCUAACACAACACCAAUCAAGUCUCGGACGCCGUCAUUUUUACCAAACGGCGAUAAAUAUCUUUCAGUCAAACAACUAACCGGUUUUCUCACGUCUAUUUACAUCAAUUUAAAUAAACGUUUGCCAGGCUCACAACAAAUCCACCACAUCGACAAUUGCGUUCACUCAGCUAUCGCUUGGCUUCUAUAUGUUUAUAAUCCCGAUGAUUUUAUUGUUAGUUUCAAUUCAUUCCGUGUUGUACUGAUUUUGCUAUGCUCUGGUAAACUAGUCGAUAAGCUACGUCAUUUAUUUACAUCUUGUUUUUCCACUUCAUUGUCAAAUACGUUAACUUAUGGGCAGAUAGAUGAACUUUUACAUGAAAUCUUGGCAUUACCAUAUGCACUGCAAGAAAUUUCACAUUCCACUUAUUGUACAAAUUAUGCACGUUCGCUAUUUUCUCAAUCAUCGUCGAUAACACUCGACGAAUUUCUUCAAAUGUUAAUCUACCAAAAUAGGACACCGAAUUGCCUGCAAUGGUUGAUUAUAUUUUACCGUUUGAUUAGUGUAGAAAAUGUCAUUCAUCGCGUCAAAUGUUCAGCUUGUCAGCGACCGUCAUUUUCUGGUUUUCGUUAUAAAUGUCAACAAUGUCAUAAUCGAGCGUAUCAAUUAUGUCAAGAUUGUUUCUGGCGUGGACGAACAUCCGAACAGCAUUUGUCAACACAUGAGAUGAAGGAAUACACAUAUUUCACUUCGCCGAACAAAGACUUCCGACAAUCAAUUCGAAAAUCAUUGAAAUGCAUGCCAAAGAAUGAUAAACGCUAUCAAUUUUCCAGUUCGCUCACAGUCGAUCGAGAACAACAAUCGAGCGAACAUCGAGAUGUAUCAUUAUACACGAAACAACUUGCUUCCGCUACAGAUAAUUAUGAUGCGAACUCACCGGAUGAAGCUCGGUUUCGACAGAGAUAUAACGAUCGUGGUAGUGCAGAGAAGAAACUUUUGAUUUCGAAACUUGAAGCAGAAAACAGACGUAUACUUCAUGAAAUCAAAACAUUACGUGCACAACUCAAGUAUCGAUCGUUGGACUAUCUUCGCGCUGCUGAUCAGGAUGUCGAUGUCUUUUGUACAAUAGAUCAAGAACAUGCUCGAAAAGUGCCCCACCACACAUUGAGCUUCGAUGAUGAAUAUUUGGAUGAUCAUUAUCGUACGAUGCAACCUGCUGGUUCAGCGGAAAUGGCAAUGAAUCGAGCUCACUAUGCCGAAGAUGAAUUAGAAACUCUGUUAGCACGAAAAAUACACUUAGAGUCCCGUAUUGAUCAUUUGAGACAAAACCGAGAAGAAGUAACAGCACAAUUAGAUCAUUUAGGGAGAAUUUUACAUACUUCCUCUCAUACAAGACAAAGAUCUGCUACGACUAGUCCGCACAAUCGUUCCGCGGCAGCAUCGCCAUGGCACACAAAUUCACUUCAACGUGCCUCGAAGAAAGUGACAUACCGAAGUUACUCGACACCAGCAACGCCUGUUCAUCAUCAAUUCAUGAACCAUCUACGAACAGAUUUACUUCUGGCUGCUGACUCUCUAACAUCUGCUCUAUCAACAUUGGUUCAGCAUUUGAAUACAAAUAGUGUAGCAUCACAUUCGGCAAUGCUGUCAUCCGAGAAGGAACUCGAUUAUUGUUCCCAUUCUAACGGUGAUUCCGCUAUGAACGAUGAUUAUCUCGUUGGAAAGAUCGACAAUGACGAGCGAUUACUCUAUUCUACGUUCAUAGAUGAAAAAAUAUGA